GCAAACCCGACGGAAUUCGCAGCAUUAGACGAUUACGAGGAAGAAUCGAGCAGCGCCGGAUACCACACCGACGAAAGCUGCAGCCCGACCCCGGAGCCAGGCAUUACAGAGGUCAGCAUCUCGCUGGAGAACUUCGAAAAGCUCUCCAUCGAGGAUCCCACCGUCGAGAGGCUGACCGAAAGGUACGCUGCUCUCUACGGGCAGGCUCAAUUGCACACUUUGGACGCUCUCGAUGCCUUGGAACCACUUAAGGCCGCUUCCGAGCUCAAAGCCAAGAUCCUCUACUCAGUGGUCGUGGUCCCUUCGGUAAAAUCUCGUCGACGUUGCAGGCUGUUAAGAUUAUACGAGGGCCGUCAGUAUCGGGAAGCUGCCAGUUUCCUCAUGAGGCUCCCCACGUACACCCUGAGGGCUGCCCUGCCGGACAUUCCCAUAGAUUUGCUGAUCGAGACGCUACCCCAUAGCCUAGCCAUGCUGGAGGCGCUCUACUCGAGGCUGACCGAGCUCAACCUCGAAGACCCCAAGACCCUCAAACUUGACCAAGUGCUCUGGAAGGCCGUAUAUCUAAUAUCGACCACGCAGGAUCACUUCCACCUCAGGAUCUGGAGCAAGCUCCUCGGCGCGAUAACUCGAAUUGCCCCCAACUCGAGGAACACCUUGGUUACCAGGAGGAGGGCCCUGGAGAGGGCCGUGGAAGGACUCGGCAAACACGGAUUGGUCCCUUCCAGCCAGAAUUCCCAUUCCGGGAGCCCGAAUGCCCAAAACCUCGUGCCCUUGCCCAACGCCCUGAAGGAGGAACUGGAGGCCAGAAACGAGGCCUAUAAACUUGCACUUCACAAGAUUGAGAACUUCGGGAAACAUGGGGCACAUAAAGAUCAAGGGGUCCAGGCAGCCUCCCAUCAGCGACAAUUAUCCCUGAGAUACAGCGAAGUCCAGCAGCGACUGAUCGACAAUCAGAGCCUGUUGAACACCCUGGAAAAGGCGUCCAAUCUCACCUUGGAAAACCUUCUUGACGAAUUAAAGCGGCGAGUGGAACAGGACAAGGAAGCCUUGAGACAAUGGACAGCCUUAAGGAAGACCAACGUGUGUCCAAACGCGAAGAAUCCAGCUCUGGCGGCAGGACUCUUGCAAUUUUCCCGAGGAUGUGGCCUUGCUCUGCAGCUCAUGAGCGAAGACAAUGUAGAG
Molecule: messenger RNA, 1182 nt
Organism: Orussus abietinus
Lineage: Eukaryota; Metazoa; Arthropoda; Insecta; Hymenoptera; Orussidae
Exons: 3
Biological process (GO): mitochondrial protein catabolic process; mitophagy by internal vacuole formation
Cellular component (GO): mitochondrial outer membrane
Source: RefSeq, a predicted model, not a curated record